Molecule: messenger RNA, 1617 nt
Organism: Sabethes cyaneus
Lineage: Eukaryota; Metazoa; Arthropoda; Insecta; Diptera; Culicidae
Product: F-box/LRR-repeat protein 16
Exons: 5
Coding region: 1-1617 (538 amino acids)
Biological process (GO): SCF-dependent proteasomal ubiquitin-dependent protein catabolic process
Cellular component (GO): SCF ubiquitin ligase complex
Molecular function (GO): protein binding
Source: RefSeq, a predicted model, not a curated record
AUGCUUAAAAUGUCCUCUAUAUCGGCACAAGGAGUGGUGGAGCGUGCUUCAGCUGAGCUUUCGAAACGUAUCAAUGGCCUUGGCCUGCGUUCAAAGCAUCAUCAUGGUAGCGGAAGUGGUAAAUCAGGAGAGAAAACAAGCGUAAUGGAACGAGUCACAAAUGUGCUCUGUGGUGGCUCUAGCAGUAACAACUCCGCUCAAUCGGCAAAUUCAGGAAACGCACCAGAGAAACCAUCCAGGAUAUCCGGAAAUUCUGCAACUAACAGUGUCCCAAAUAGUGGGAAAAUAUCUUCCAGCAGCAAAUCGCAGUCGAAUACACCGCAAACUAUACGAAAAAUUUCUCAUCACCAUCAGCACCAUAGCGGCACCAGCAUAAUAAAUCAUCACGGAUCUUCAAGUGUGCACAGUGGUAAAAUGUUGGCGGCCACCCCACCACCGCCACAGAUUCUUACUAUUGAACAGUUACUAUUAGACGAACGGUUCCUGAAUCGUUUCUUCCUUUAUUUUUCCUCCUUUGAACGUUGCACUUUGGCGCAAGUCUGUCAAAAGUGGCGUGAUAUGCUUUAUCGCUCGCCACGCUACUGGAGUGGCUUAGUACCCGUUUUACAGUGUCGCGAACUGCGACAGAUCACAAAUCAGGAUAGGGUAAAACUUUAUAACUCACUAAUUCGACGCAGUUUCCAUGCCGUUUCCCUUAUGGGGGCCACCGAUGAGGAUGCACUGGAUUUGGUUCAUUCGUUUCCUCUCGCCUCGAAGCAUGUUCACUCGCUAAGCCUACGUUGCUCGUCCAUUAGCGAUCGCGGGCUGGAGGCGCUACUAGAUCACUUGCAGUCACUAUUCGAACUAGAGCUUGCAGGAUGCAAUGAAAUCACCGAAGCUGGUCUGUGGGCUUGCCUAACGCCACGAAUAGUGUCACUUUCUCUGGCGGAUUGCAUUAAUGUGGCCGACGAAGCGGUCGGAGCUGUAGCACAACUGUUGCCUUCACUGUACGAGUUUUCGUUGCAGGCUUAUCAUGUGACUGACGCAGCGCUUGGGUACUUUUCGCCAAAGCAAAGUCACAGCCUAAGCAUCUUACGGUUACAGUCAUGUUGGGAACUAACGAAUCAUGGAGUCGUGAAUAUUGUGCAUUCGUUACCCCAUUUAACAGUAUUAUCGCUAUCGGGGUGUAGUAAAGUAACAGACGAUGGAGUGGAGCUGAUAGCUGAAAACUUGCAGAAACUUCGAGCCCUCGACCUAUCCUGGUGUCCACGGAUAACGGACGCCGCACUCGAGUAUAUUGCCUGUGAUCUGAACCAGCUGGAGGAGCUGACCCUUGAUCGCUGCGUUCACAUAACCGACAUCGGCGUCGGGUAUAUUUCGACAAUGCUGUCGCUGUCGGCCCUAUUUCUACGCUGGUGUACGCAAAUCCGUGACUUCGGUUUGCAACACCUGUGCUCCAUGCGUAAUCUCACGGUGCUUUCCUUGGCCGGCUGCCCACUGCUUACAUCGUCCGGCUUGUCGAGCCUAAUUCAGCUGCGUCUUUUGCAAGAGCUGGAGCUGACGAACUGUCCAGGAGCGUCCCAGGAACUUUUCGACUAUCUAAGAGAACAUCUGCCGCGCUGUUUGCUGAUCGAAUAA